AAUAACCAAAAACAAAAAGUUACAAACAUAACGAAUCUACAAGGAUUUGGACAGUUUUUUCUCCUCGCAAUUUAAAGGCCUCCGAGCUCAAAAAACGGCGUUUUUAUUUUUAUUUUUAUUUUUUGGAGCAUGGCAUUCCGUGUUCCUUCUCUCCUUACCUUUAUUUUUCUACUUUUUUCCCUCCCAUUUUGUAUUUCCCAUGGCUUAUUUGAGCUCCGGAGCAAACCCAAAUCAGAGAAGCAUGAGUUGAUUCUUCUGCGAAGAUUAAUUGCCGAGGAGGUGCCUCCCUCUACUGAUCUGUCUGAGGGUAAUGGCUCCUUCGUCUUGGCGGCGGAGAGGACUCGGAGAAGAGACCCUCUGGAUGAGUUCAAGGAAUACACUGGUGGCUGGAACAUCAGCAAUGAGCAUUACUGGACCUCUGUGGCUUUUACCGCGAUUCCGCUGCUCGUCAUCGCCUCGGUGUGGCUCGUCGGCUUCGGCUUGGCUCUGUUCUUUAUCUGUUGCUGCUAUUGCUGCUGCCGACGCCAGUCCUAUUCUUAUUCUCGCGCGGCAUAUGCGCUCUCCCUCAUACUGCUCAUACUUUUCACCCUCGCCGCUAUCGUCGGAUGCAUUGUGCUGUACAACGGCCAGGGGAGAUUUCACGCGAGCACGACGAAUACGUUGAAAUAUGUUGUGGGUCAAGCUGACUUAACAGUGGACAAUCUGAGGAAUUUCUCGGGAAGCUUGGCUUCGGCUAAAAAAGCUGGCGUGAAUCAGAUUUUCCUUCCUGCCAACGUCCAGAGCAAGAUCGACGUCCUAGACACGAAGUUGAACUCGUCGGCAAAUGCUCUCGCUAAUCGGACCGCCAACAACUCCAAGAAGAUUAAGAAUGUUUUGGAUGCAGUGCGAUUGGAUUUGAUCAUAGUUGCUGCCGUGAUGCUUGUUUUGACUUUUCUUGGAUUCUUGCUCUCUGUUCUUGGAAUUCAGUUCCUUGUAUCAGUCUUGGUGCUUAUCGGAUGGAUUCUUGUGGCGGGCACGUUUAUUUUGUGUGGUGUUUUCCUUCUGCUACAUAAUGUGGUGGCCGAUACGUGCGUCGCAAUGGACGAAUGGGUAACGCACCCUCGCGCCCACACAGCACUGGACGAUAUCCUUCCCUGUGUCGACAUUGCCACUGCGAACGAGUCCCUCUACAGAAGCAAGGAAGUGACUUUCCAGCUGGUGAAUCUCGUCAACCAAGUGAUCCUCAAUGUUUCGAAUAAGAACUUCCCUCCAAUGUUGGCGCCUUUGUACUAUAACCAGUCCGGGCCGUUAAUGCCGAUCCUCUGCAACCCUUACACAUCCGACAUGAGCAAUCGGACGUGUGUCGCCGGAGAAGUCGGCCUGGACAGCGCAUCACAGGUUUGGAAAGGAUAUAAAUGCCGAAGCAGUGUUGUUUCCGGGGCCGACAUAUGCACGACCGAGGGCCGCGUCACGCCGGCACUCUACGACCAAAUGACUGCAGCUGUUUCCAUAAGCCGAGGCCUGUACGAUUACGGCCCGUUCCUUUCGCAACUCCUGGAUUGCACUUUCGUGCGCGAGACUUUCACUUCCAUAAGCAGUAACAACUGCCCGAGCCUCGACGAAUACACCAGGUGGAUUUACGUAGGCCUCCUUAUUGUCUCCGCCGCAGUUAUGCUCUCUUUGGUGUUCUGGGUCGCGUACGCUCGCGAGAGGCGUCAUAGGAUGUACAACAAGCAGUUCCUUGCGCGGUCGAGCCAGGCGCCGUACCCUCUACGAGAGAAGUCACCUUAUGAUGUAUAAAAGUGUUGCUGUUGUUGCUGCUGCUGUUUUUGUAUGUAAUGUAAUUCAACUUGUGUGGGCUCCUCAAUUCACAUUCAUUUUGAAUUGUGAUAAUGUGCAUAUUGAUGUUACAUUGUUACAUUACACCUUGGUUAAGCUAUUGUUACAUUACACCUUGGUUAAGCUAUUUACUAUUUAGAUGGAAUGUUUAGUCAU
Molecule: messenger RNA, 1974 nt
Organism: Ananas comosus (pineapple)
Lineage: Eukaryota; Viridiplantae; Streptophyta; Magnoliopsida; Poales; Bromeliaceae
Exons: 9
Coding region: 130-1779 (549 amino acids)
Cellular component (GO): plasma membrane; plasmodesma
Source: RefSeq, a predicted model, not a curated record